This is a messenger RNA of Mercenaria mercenaria, 3603 nucleotides long. Its product is annotated as baculoviral IAP repeat-containing protein 5-like. The coding region runs from base 70 to 570 and encodes 166 amino acids. Lineage: Eukaryota; Metazoa; Mollusca; Bivalvia; Venerida; Veneridae. The transcript has 4 exons. The record is from RefSeq and is a predicted model, not a curated record.
GGCCAACAACGUCAGCUGAUUUACAAUUUAUAGUGUACCCGAAAUCGCCGCAAAUUUCAAAACCAAAAUAUGUCUCGAAAAACAAAAAAAGGUUCCAAGAAAAACAGCCAGAAAGAGAACAUAAUUAAAAUUGAGCAUGAACUGUCUGAGUAUCAAAAUUUUAAGAAGGAGGAAUAUACCAUGCUCUUCACCAAUUACCGAUUGAAAACAUUUUCGGAAUGGCCGUUCGAUGGAGACAACUCGUGCAACCCACAAGCACUUGCAGCAGCAGGAUUCUACCAUAUUCCAACAAAUACAGAGCCAGAUGCCACACGGUGUUUCUGUUGUUACAAGGAACUGGAUGGCUGGGAACCAGAUGAUAACCCUUGGGAAGAGCACCAAAAACACUCUCCACACUGUGCAUUUCUGACUUUGAGUAAAUCAGUGGAAAAACUAACAGUGGACGAAUUCCUGAAGUUAGAAUGUGAAAGACAGAAAAACAAAAUGAAAAAAUAUUUUCACAUGAAAAAAGAGGAACUGAAACAACAUGCAGGGAAUGUUCGUGCGGAGAUGGCAAAAAUAAACCGAUGAUCUGAGCCAAGCAAAGCUCAGAACUGUGACUGUAAAGAGGGAAUGUGAAGACUAAAUACAUGUGAAGCUGUAAUACAGAUAUUGGUGAAGAACUUGAAUUUACUGGUGCAAUAAGGCAGUGUAAAUGUGAAUUAUAUCUAAAUGCUUGCUGUGAUGAAUGAAAGGCAUGGAAGACAGGAAAGAAUGCAUUUAAUAUGAUCAAUGGGCUAUUUCACAUAAUAUCAAAACUGAACUAUAAAACAUAACCCAAAAGAAAAUGAGCACAAUUUUGGUUACUGAAUUCAGUCUGAAAAUUUUAAAUGUGAAAAAGGUCUAAUUUUUCAACAAGUGGGUCGAUUUAUACAUUCUUGCCAAAAUAUUCAGAUACAAAUUUAACUUGUAUGUAAAAGCUCUGGCCAAUUCAGAAAAAACAACAAAAAAACAAUAUUGGUUUGGACUCGAUUUUGAUCUCAUGAGUGUUUGAAAUAACUUCAUUUGUAUACUUGUGGGAUAAUUGAUUAGAAUUGUUCAGAUUUGCCAAUGAUACGUUUAUGUAUGUAAUAGGUAGAAUUUUUAUUUGUUUAGUACUUUCCUUUGUGGCCCUUCACUUUUUAUACUGAGAUGUUUUACAUUUUAACCCUGUUUUGAUUAUUAAGCAGACAGAAGUAAUUAGUGGUGUCUCUAAAGAGUACUUUUGAUAUCAUAUUUUCUGAGUGUAAAGCAAACUCCCAGGAUGACGGAGACAGACAAAAUCCCUUCUUUGGUUUUGUUAAAUAAACUCUUUAAAAUAUAAUAAAUCUUUUAAGAUGAUAUUUAUCAUCAUUGAAAAAUAACUUCAUUAUUUAAAGCCAACGAAGUAAUGCUAAAUAGUUUCACUGGAAAUAUGAUAGCAAAAUUUGCCAGCAGUUUAAACCAGAAUGACCAAUCUUAUGUUGGAAAAUAAUGACAAUAUAUGAAAUUGUCUCUCCUUUGGACUUAUGUUUUCAUGAAGUCUGUUCAUGUUGUAUCUCUGAAUGUUGUAGGUCUGAAUUCAUAUGUGUUAUGUCUGAACCUGACCUUGUAAUGUCUGAACCUGUCUGUGUCAUAUCUCUGAACCUGUCCAUGUCAAUGUCUGAACCUGACCUUGUAAUGUCUGAACCUGUCUGUGUCAUAUCUCUGAACCUGUCGGUGUCAUAUCUCUGAUCCUGUCGUGUCAUAUCUCUGAACCUGUCCGUGUCAUAUCUCUGAUCCUGUCCGUGUCAUAUCUCUGAUCCUGUCCGUGUCAUAUCUGAUCCUGUCUGUGUCAUAUCUCUGAUCCUGUCCGUGUCAUAUCUCUGAUCCUGUCCGUGUCAUAUCUCUGGACCUGUCCGUGUCAUGACAUAUCUCUGAACCUGUUCGUGUCAUAUCUCUGAUCCUGUCUGUGUCAUAUCUCUGGACCUGUCCGUGUCAUAUCUCUGAUCCUGUCUGUGUCAUAUCUCUGAACCCAUCUGUGAUCAUCAUUCUUUUCAUCAGUGUCUUUUACAAGAAUGGUUUCAUUUGUCUACCACAGAUUAUUACAACAGGGUCUGUAAGUUAGUUUAUCCGUGUGAUUGUUUUAGAAUUUGUCAUGGAUUAACAUCACAAGACAUGCCGAGCUUACCAUUAUUCAGAUAUUUUUAUACUAAGCAUACUUGCAAACUUCUAUUUCCAUCUUUAAGCAUCUUUUUACAGAUUUUAUUGGUAAGAACCUGGCACUUACUGAGGCUUGAAUAUUUCAAAUGCUUAAAAAAGGGCACUUGAGGGAAUUUCUCCUUAAAAUUUCUGAUAAUUUGUUCAUGGAUAAAGAUGUAAAUCUGAAUGGAAGGUAUUUAAUGAGAAUUGUUAUUCAGCAUGUGAAGUUGUGCAUCUUGGGUUUUAUUUGGGAUUCCCUCUCCCACAAAAAUAAAUAAAUAAAUAUUUUGUUUUACCAUUUCAAUGUUUCUUGAUGAUGUUUUGUAUUACCCAUACCCACUAUGUGGACUCCCACCCUAAAUCCAUUGUAAUAUGAAGGUUAAUUUAGUCUUGAAUUAGUCUCCCCCUCACUGGGGAAGACCUGUCCAUCCGUCCGUCACACUUCAUUUCCGAUCAAUAACUGGAGAACCAUUUGACCUAGAACCUUCAAACUUCAUAGUAUGGUAGGGCUGCUGGAGUAGACAACCCCUCUUGUUUUGAGGGUCAUUGCAUCAAAGGUCAAGGUCACAGGGGCCUGAACAUGGAAAACCAUUUCCGAUCAGUAACUUGAGAACCACUUGACCCAGAAUGUUGAAACUUCUUAGGAUAAUUGGUCAUACAGAGUAGACUUCACCCUAUUGAUUUUGGGGUCACUUGAUCAAAGGUCAAGGUCACAGAAGCCUGAACAUUCAACAUGGAAAACUGUUUCCAAUUCAUAACUUGAGAACCACUAGGCCUAGAAUGUUGAAACUUAUAGUGAGAUGACUUGACAUGCCAAGUAGACGAUCCCUAUUGCAGCCAACCAUCCGUGUCUCUGACUUUAGCUCCUGUCCCCAAUUGACUGCUUGCCUGCACGACUAUGCAUUGGGGGAGACAUGCGCUUUUCUAUAAAAGCAUCUUCUUGUCGGCAAGUAACAUAUAAUUGUAUAGUGACAGGAAGUUUGAGUACUAGUGCUCUAUGGACAUGCAUGUACUUUUGUUCUCGACCCAUUUUAUAAAAGAAAUUCAUGUAUAUUCUGGGAGCUUACCAGUAAAUCAGUUAACCUGAAAGUCUCUUGUUUUACUUCAUCUCAAUUUUUUCAGACAGUUAAAUCAUUUAUUGCAUAGCUUAUUGAGGGAAAACUUCUGAAGGUGAUGUAUAAAACAGUGCAAGAUGCAUAUAACACAAAAUAACAAUCACUUCAGGCGUUCACAGAAGCUCACCACUUGCAGAAUUUCAUCCUUUUUUAACGGAAUGCAGAUGGAAAGAAGCACACUACUUACACUGGGUAUUUAUAACUGUAAAUAGUACCAGUAAUAUUUUAUUUUUGAAUGCUUGGCUGUAACAUUACUUUUGUUUAUAUCAACAUGCUUUAAUAAAGAAUAAAUUGUUCUGCUGAUAUCUGA